Messenger RNA from Hipposideros armiger (great roundleaf bat), 495 nucleotides. RefSeq names its product placenta associated 9 (gene PLAC9). Bases 178 to 429 code for a protein of 83 amino acids. The record is from RefSeq and is a predicted model, not a curated record. The transcript is spliced from 4 exons. Lineage: Eukaryota; Metazoa; Chordata; Mammalia; Chiroptera; Hipposideridae.
GCCCUCCGCCCGCGGGGUCUCGGCUCCGCGCGGGGUGUGGAGGGGCCUCUGGAGGGGGCGGGUUCGCUCGAGCCAGAAAGCCCGGAGCCGCCCAGGAAUUUUGGCUGGGACUGCGAGCAUUUCCUCCCGGGCGGACCGGCGCGAUCCCGGGGAGGGCCGCGGCGGGCGGACGGCACCAUGCGGCCCCUGCUCUGCGCGCUGGCCGGGCUCGCCCUACUCCGCGCCGCGGGCGCCGACGCCGCAUCUCACACAGACCUCUGCCAGAGGCAGCUGGCGCUCAUCCUAGUUGUUCAGACGGUGGAGAAGACAGUGGAGCACCUGGAGGCAGAAGUGAAAGGCCUGCUGAGCCAGCUGGAGGAGCUGGCCUGGAACCUGCCCGCUGGGCCUUUUGGCCCCACCCCCGACCUCCUCGGAGAUGAUCGUUUUUGAGCACCGGAGCCCGAGUUGCCCAGUAUUGGGAAGUGACAAACCUGGUGAACAGCUCUCCUCUGAANG